Messenger RNA from Cuculus canorus (common cuckoo), 1718 nucleotides. It is a transcript of the gene C14H5orf58, whose product is annotated as chromosome 14 C5orf58 homolog. The record is from RefSeq and is a predicted model, not a curated record. The transcript has 3 exons. The coding region runs from base 801 to 1127 and encodes 108 amino acids. NCBI's taxonomy places the organism in Eukaryota, Metazoa, Chordata, Aves, Cuculiformes, Cuculidae.
ACUGGAGAAGCGGGCCUGUGAGUACAUCAUGAGGUUCAACAAGGCCAAGUGUAAGGUCCUGCACCUGAGUGGGGGCAAUCCCCAUUUUCAGUACACGAUGAGGGGUGAUGUGAUUGAGAGCAGCCCUGCAGAGAAGGACUUGGGGGUGCUGGUCAAAGCUCGACAUGAGCUGGCAACGUGCGCUCGCAGCCCAGAAGGCGAACCAUGUCCUGGGCUGCAUCAAAAGAAGCGUGGCCAGCAGGGAGAGGGAGGGGAUUCUGCCCCUCUAUUCCUCUCUUGUGAGACCUCAUCUGGAAUACUGUGUCCAGUUGUGGAAUCCUCAAUGUAAGAAGGAUAUGGAGAUGUUGGAACGGGUCCAGAGGAGGCUACAAAGAUGAUGGGAGGGCUGGAGCACCUUCCUUAUGAGGACAGGCUGAGAGAGUUGGGCUUGUUCAGCCUGGAGAAGAGAAGGCUCACAGAAGAUCUUAUAGUGACCUUCCAGUACCUGAAGGGGCUACAGGAAAGCUGGAGAGGGGCUAUUCGUAAAGGCUUGUGGGGAUAGGACAUGGGGGAACAUGUAUAAACUGGAGAGGGGCAGAUUUAGAGCAGACAUUAGGAAGAAUUUCUUCACUAUAGGAGUGGUCUGGCCCUGGCCCAGGUUGCCCAGGGAGGUUGUGACUGCCCCAUCCCUGGAGGUGUUCAAAACCAGGUUGGAUGGGCCUUGGGCAGCCUGAGCCAGUCGGAUGUCCCUGCCCAUGGCAGGGGGGUUGGAACUGGAUGAUCUUUAAGGUUCCUUCCAACCCUUACUAUUCUAUGAUUCGAUGAUUCUAUAUGUAUUACUCCAUAAUAAUCUGGGAUUUGCUCUUUUAGGACCUUUGGCCCUGGCUGAUGACCUCAACGCAAAACCACUCUCUGAAGGGAAGAAAGGCUUGAACAAAGAAUUUACUUCAAAUGCAUCCAAUGUUGCUGAUCAGCAGUUUAACCUUGAAGAUGCGAUUAAAAAUGUUGACAGAAUGUGCAAUGAGCUGAAGAAACUAAAUGUGGAAAGCCAGCUGCUGCUUUGCAACCUUAUUUUGAAUUUCAACCACCCUAUGAAGGCCAAAGAUUUAAGAGAAGCUGAAGAAAAAACUUGGAAUUUGACAGAUUAAGUAAUUACAUCCAUUUUCAUGCAUCAUCUUCUAUUAACACUGCUCAGUUUGAACUGUAAAACAGUAGUAUGGUCUCCUGCAGUUAGGCUAUUUUUAUUUUAAAUUGAAAAUGUGGAGUGGAAAAAUAUUUUAAGGGUGUUAUUGAUUUUGAGAGACUUUUUUAACGCCAGUUAUCCAAAUUAAGUCCAUUACUAACUAGAAGGGUCAGAAUACAGAGCAUGAAGGUGUUCACAUUUUGAUGUCUCCUUUUAAAAAAAACGUAUUAGAACAGGAAGAAAAGAUUUUCAAUUACUUCAAGUCAAAUCAUCAUUCUGUCAUCUCAGUUGUGCUCUGGAAAAUAGGGGGAAAAACAGUUGGUAAAGGAGGAACUGCAGCUUGUCAUUUGAUCUGCCUUCCUCAUUCUAAAAAUUUUGCUGAGGAAUGAGGCCAAAGAGCAGAUUGCUGCUGGAAAACUGAAAGUACUUUCAUUCUAGUUUCUGUAGUGACUUUCUGAGGCACCUAGCUAGGAAAGGAAGAGUUAGCUGUCUAAAUACUCUGUCCUGAAAUCUUCUUGGCCCAAAAUUGUAGUAGCCAGUAUUUUCAAGUAUUCAA